AUGCCGAGGUUGUCAAAAGUGAGGUGGCCAAGUUCUGCCAACACUCUGGCGGUUAAUGUUGUGUUUCGGGAGCCAGUGCAGCAAGUAUUGAAAAAGAUCAAGAAUAAGCCAUUUUUUAAAUGGCCAAACAAGAUGGCAGGAGAGCCUACGAGACGCAACCAAAAUCUUUAUUGCCACUAUCAUCUGGAUCAUGGACACACAACUAAGAAUUGUAGGAAUUUAUGGGACCAUUUGGAACAGCUAGUCCGAGAAGGGAAGUUGAAGCAGCUCUUGCAUCAUUCCAGUGGUCGGGUAAGCCAGGCCGGCUCGGAGGUACAGGGAAGUGCUUCUUUGAGACUCCCUCUUGGCACAAUAAACGUUAUUUUUGCUACCCCGAGGAGGACCGGAUCUUGUCCUUCCAAGGUACUAUCAGUAUCCCGAUCUCCAGCCGAGAAGUAUAGCUCAAUGUCUAAAAAAGUCAGGAUGGACAUCCCGUUGGUUUUGGACUUUUCAGAUGAGGACAAGGUUGGAACCAUACAGCCCUACGAUGAUGCUUUGGUGGUCACACUGAGGAUUGGAGGGUACGAUGUAAGAAGGGUGAUGAUUAACAAGGGCAGUGCUGCUGACAUAAUGUACCCUGACUUGUAUAAGGGGCUGGGUUUGAAGUCUGAGAACUUGGCAGCCUACAAUUCCCCUUUAGUGAGUUUUGAGGGAAGAAUGGUCAUCCCAAAGGGUCAGAUUAGACUACCUAUGCAAAUCGGUACGAAUGUGGUGGAGGUGGACUUCAUCGUUGUAGAUGUUUUCUCUCUAUACACGGCUAUUAUGGGCCGACCUUGGCUCCAUACCCUAGGGGUAGUCUCCUCUACUCUACACCAGAUGAUAAAGUACCCAUCCGGAGGCCAAGUUUUGGAGAUAGUAGGAAGUCAAGUUGCAGCCCGACAAUGCCUGGUAGUAGCUAUCCAGCAUCGGCCAGAGGCGAAGACUUCGGCUACCGCCGAUAAUGGGUUAUAG
Messenger RNA from Quercus lobata, 990 nucleotides. RefSeq lists its product as uncharacterized. The record is from RefSeq and is a predicted model, not a curated record. Lineage: Eukaryota; Viridiplantae; Streptophyta; Magnoliopsida; Fagales; Fagaceae. The coding region runs from base 1 to 990 and encodes 329 amino acids. The transcript has a single exon.